Molecule: messenger RNA, 662 nt
Organism: Notolabrus celidotus (New Zealand spotty)
Lineage: Eukaryota; Metazoa; Chordata; Actinopteri; Labriformes; Labridae
Product: helix-loop-helix protein 2-like
Exons: 1
Coding region: 24-413 (129 amino acids)
Biological process (GO): regulation of transcription by RNA polymerase II
Molecular function (GO): protein dimerization activity; RNA polymerase II cis-regulatory region sequence-specific DNA binding; DNA-binding transcription factor activity, RNA polymerase II-specific
Source: RefSeq, a predicted model, not a curated record
CUUCAGAGUCUGAGGCAAAAAUCAUGAUGCUUAGUCCUGAUCCGCCCGAGCCCGAGCUGCACUGGGGACAGACGGACUCUGAGACCCUUCUGAACACUUUGAACGCGCAUUGUGGGUCCACAUCAUGGUGCACAUCUACCAAACCCGUGGAUCGAGGGGACAAGGCGCGCUCCCUUGUGCACGCGCCCGCUCUCAGCAAGGAAGAGAAAAGGAGGAAGCGGCGCGCGACGCCUAAAUAUCGAUCAGCUCACGCCACCAGAGAGCGUGUUCGCGUUGAAGCUUUUAAUGUGGCCUUUACAGAGCUCAGAAAACUUCUCCCGACUCUCCCUCCGGACAAAAAGUUAUCCAAGAUUGAAAUUCUGAGACUUGCGAUGUGUUACAUCUCCUACCUCAAGCAAGUGCUGGAUGUGUAGGCUGGACUGAGGCAGGAGGACUGUUGAUAGUCAGCCAUGACAGGUGAAUGAUUUCUGGAAGCAAAAAUAAACAUUUGAGGAGUACUGUAAGUGCAUGGCAGGGCUAUGAAAAUUUAGUUUUCUUUUGGAAAGUUGUGGGACUAUAGGCUUAAUAUCUCCAAUGGAAAGAGGAGGUGUUCUGUCUUAAAUUGUUUUUGCUUAGUUCUGUCUCUGUCUGCUCUUCAGCUUCAUUAAACAUAGUCUCCUGGA